Penicillium maclennaniae is the source of this 753-nucleotide messenger RNA. RefSeq lists its product as uncharacterized. NCBI's taxonomy places the organism in Eukaryota, Fungi, Ascomycota, Eurotiomycetes, Eurotiales, Aspergillaceae. The transcript has 4 exons. The record is from RefSeq and is a predicted model, not a curated record. The coding region runs from base 1 to 753 and encodes 250 amino acids.
AUGUUGUUGGAACGCUGUUUGAAUCACUACCCAUUUCUAGUCGCUUCACUUUUCUUGAACUGCAUUACAUUUUCAUACGCUGAAAUUGUUGACAAUGGAAAAUUGGUUGUUUUGAAUGGCAUCAACUACUAUGCGGGAGGCAUUGCCGUCUCGGCGCUUCUUCCUCUACCAUCUUUCAAUUUGACAUCCACCGAUGGAGACCUCAUCCCACUUACAGUCAUACGGUCGGACAAAGAUAAGUUCACAUAUGGUGACAUGGAAGAAGUCAUCUCGAACUUUACUCAAUCCGAUGAUGUGUUUCAGCAUGGAUUCAUGGAGGUCAUCUUGUUGAGCUAUGACGGAGAGGAACGAGGGCAUAUUGAGAUCCCAAGCCUCGAGCAUACGGUCAUGGUCGCUUCGUCGAGCUAUCAUCCGCAGAAGCAUGUAAUUGGGACAAACCUCAGUAGCCGCAUCCCGCAAGGUCCAUACUUUAUUUCGGCAAGUACUGGUUUGAUAUAUGAAGCUUUUCGGCUCUAUCCUGAUCAUCAAUUGGCCUUCACUGAGGCAGCUAUCAGUGAUGGGAAUGGUGGCUUCAAACCGUUACCAGCAGUCACAGAAGGUGCUAUGACCAAGAGUGUUGCUGUGCCUUCUCGAUUGUACUACUCUUCCAGUUUGGACAAACCUCUAGCCGGACUAAGUCUCGAUGUCAAGGACAUCUUCCACCUUAAAGAUCUUCGGACAAGUGGUGGAAAUCGCGCAUUCCACGACCUAUAG